AUGAAAUGGUCCAUCGUUUUUGCCAUAUUCGGCGUUUCUCUGCAUGCGAGAGGCCAGUUGCAUCCAAGUGAACCAGCCAAGUACCAGUCACUACCAGGCUUGCGCGAACAAGCUCAGAUACUCGAUGAGUGGAGGCAACAGCGCCUUGAUGCUCUUCCAGACCUAAUGAAGAAAUAUAACGUUGAUGCUUGGCUUAUGAGCCAACGCGAGCACGCCGAGGACACGAUAUGGUGGUCUAUCAAGUCAGCAACGGAGUUCGCGGCACACAGGCGUACAGUUGUAUUAUUCCAUACUAACACAUCUUCACUUGCUGGCCAACCAAAUCCACUUCUCUGGAUUGAUAACACGGGAGAUGUAUGGCCAGAGUUGCGCAAUAUCCUCAAAUCGUAUAACCCAGACCGUAUAAUGGUCAAUACGAAUCGUGAUAUUGCGUUCGCAGGUGGGAUGCACGUAGGUGAGAUGGCUGUCUUGGAGGAAGAGCUUGGACAACGUUGGACGGGUCGUUUUGUGAACGUACCGAUGCUUGCGGUUGAAUUCGUCUCGCGGCGGUUGCCUGGACAGAUUGAGUAUUUUGCGAAGAUGCAGGAGACUAUAUGGGCGAUGCUUGAAGAAGCAUUUAGUGAACGAGCAGUCGUACCUGACAAGACGUCUACAGAAGACCUGGAGUGGUGGUUCCGCGACAAGAUGCAAGAACAAAACGUCUCCACAUGGAACCAGCCCCGCGUCAAGGUCCUAGACCCAACCUCUUUUCCGGGGUGGUCAGGCUCCAGUUCAAUCAUUCAUGAAGGCGACGUCUUGCACGUCGACUUCGGAAUCAGCGCAAUGGGUAUGCAUACAGACACGCAACACUUAGGUUACGUCCUCCGUACGUCGAAGGGCGAGAGGACCGUCCCGACCGGACUUCUCACGGGUUUAAAGAAGGCGAAUCGUAUGCAAGACAUUGUACUUGAGGAGUUACAAGUCGGCCGAACAGGGAACGAAGUCUUAGCAGCAUGUAAUCGAAAGAUGAAAGAGGAAGGGAUCGAAGGACAAGUAUACUCGCACCCUAUAAACGACUUCGCACAUGGACCUGGAGCAACGAUAGGAUUCACCAAUUUGCCGGAUUUCGUGCCAGUAUAUGGGGAGCUACCCAUCUUGCCGGAAUCAUACUACAGCAUUGAAUUGUUCGCAAGACAUUUUGUUCCAGAGCGGAACGAAUCUUUGCGAUUCAUGCUAGAGGAGAACGUGUACUGGAGAAACGACACGCAGCGCUGGGAUUUCAUACGAGGACGUCAGGAACGAUUUCACAUUGUAGAUACGAGUCGGACGCACGGCCACCGCGAAAUUCCGCUCCUCGUCGCUCAGAGAUAA
Fomitiporia mediterranea MF3/22 is the source of this 1350-nucleotide messenger RNA. RefSeq lists its product as uncharacterized. Bases 1 to 1350 code for a protein of 449 amino acids. The record is from RefSeq and is a predicted model, not a curated record. The transcript is spliced from 4 exons. NCBI's taxonomy places the organism in Eukaryota, Fungi, Basidiomycota, Agaricomycetes, Hymenochaetales, Hymenochaetaceae.